Molecule: messenger RNA, 765 nt
Organism: Suillus plorans
Lineage: Eukaryota; Fungi; Basidiomycota; Agaricomycetes; Boletales; Suillaceae
Product: translation initiation factor eIF3 subunit
Exons: 5
Coding region: 1-765 (254 amino acids)
Cellular component (GO): cytoplasm; eukaryotic translation initiation factor 3 complex
Molecular function (GO): translation initiation factor activity
Source: RefSeq, a predicted model, not a curated record
AUGUCAGACUGGGAAUCCGAUGAUGCUCCUGCCCCUACUGCGGCCUCGAUCGCGACCAAGAUAGCCGUAAAGAGCAAAUGGGAGGGUGAAGACGAAGAGGAAUCAUCUCCAGUCAGCGAUUGGGACGCAUCCUCGGACGAAUCCUCAGACGACGAUAAACCAGCAGCAGCACCCGUAGCACCCCCAAAAAAGAAAGGCACGGUGAAACAGAAGAUAGCGGAGAAAGAAGCUGCGAAAGCUGCACUAGCGGGCAAUGAUGAUGUGGAGUAUGAUGAAGACUCUGUCCUUGAUCCGCGCGACAAGGCGAGGUUGGAUAGGGAGCGGGAGAUUAAAGCUGAUUUGGAUAAUGCUGCUGCGCUUUUUGGUGCUGCUGGCCUCGGAGGCACCUCAUCAUCCGAUCUAGACGCGCUGAUUUCCGCCGAUCCCCGCACAAAAGAGGAUUUCCAGGAUUUCUCAGCAAGAAUCAUCGAAUUCAUCGUUAAGCAACAUGAGACCAAACCUUUGUACGCGUCAUUCGUGGAGCAUCAUGUCCGAGAGCUCUGUCAGCCUUUGAAGGACGUGGAGAUCAGGAAAGCUGCGAGUGGGCUUACGACGCUUGCUAAUGAGAAGCAGAAAGAGCAGAGAGACAAAACGAGCGGGAAGAAGAAAGUCAAAGCUGCUGCGAAGCCUGUCCUAGGCUCGGCGAAAGUCGCCAACAAAUUUGACACGGGGGUGUAUGAUGAAGCGCUGGAUGAUUUCGGUACCAACCAAGACGAUUUUAUGUAG